Amorphotheca resinae ATCC 22711 is the source of this 2000-nucleotide messenger RNA. RefSeq lists its product as hypothetical. NCBI's taxonomy places the organism in Eukaryota, Fungi, Ascomycota, Leotiomycetes, Helotiales, Amorphothecaceae. The transcript has 2 exons. Gene Ontology annotation, cellular component: autophagosome; cytoplasm. The record is from RefSeq and is a predicted model, not a curated record. Bases 99 to 2000 code for a protein of 633 amino acids. Gene Ontology annotation, biological process: autophagy; autophagosome organization; peptidyl-serine phosphorylation. Gene Ontology annotation, molecular function: ATP binding; protein serine/threonine kinase activity.
CUUACGCUUUAUUUAAUUUGCACCUUGCUCGGCCUCCUCUUGUCUCACAUUAACCCGACAACCGCCCACCUUCUGCCAUCACACACAAACCACUCAUCAUGCAGUGCCUCAGAGACAAGUUUUAUGAUGGGGUCGUCCUUGAUGGGCGAUUCGAGACCUUAUCUCCCCUUAAUCAUGGCUCUUUCGGCAUGGUCUUCAUGGCCAAGGACCUGACCAAUAAUGAGAUGGUUGCCAUCAAAUGCUUGACGAAGAGAUCUGCCUCGGGCGACUCUGAUUCUUCCUUUGCCAUUGACGAACAAUCUGAGGAGCUAGCUUGCCACGCAAGGCUCGGAUCUCACCCCAACAUUGUCAAUCUAAUCCAUUCUUUCGAGACUGAGGCCCAUGUCUACCUUGUCCUCGAAUACUGUGCUAGGGGCGAUCUCUACGAAGCCAUCCGUACGGGAACAGGGCCCUUGGAAACGGAGCACGUCCGACGAUUCAUGCUUCAGCUGGUCGAUGCGGUCGCCCACAUCCAUUCGAAGGGCAUGUAUCACCGAGACAUCAAGCCGGAGAACAUCUUCCUGACCCAGUCCGGGGACGUGAAGCUGGGAGACUUCGGUCUGGCUACCUCGGAGAAAUGGACAUAUGAAACGACCGUUGGGAGCGACCGCUACAUGUCACCCGAGCAGUACGACUCCGCUGGUGCCGGCUACUCCCCUGAGCAAGCCGAUAUCUGGGCUAUCGGCAUCUGUCUCCUGAACAUUCUGUUCUCGCGCAAUCCUUUCACCACCCCGACCGAGUCGGAUCCACUCUUCCUGGAUUUCUCUCGAGACAAGCAAUCCCUCUUCGAUGUUUUCCCCACCAUGUCACAGGAUACUUACGAGGUCAUUGCUCAGUGCAUGAGUCUGGACCCACGCAAGCGCUCCCUCGAAGGUGCUCGUGAUGCACUGGAGCGGGUAGUCAGCUUCACCACUUUCGACGAGGCCCUGGACGACUUCCAUACGGCGGAGAGGAAGGUCGUUGCGAGUGGCAACCGUGAGCCUCUGCGGACCCCGUCCAUCCAAAGUCCUCAGAUGGAUACCGGCUCCUUCCCGUGGGCGAAGGCUUUACACGCAAAUCCUCAGCCAUUCCGUCAACUCUCUGCCAUCCCGGACGACGAGAGCUACCAGUCCGAAGACCUCUUCCCAAGCUCGGAAGAAAGCAACAAGGAUUGGUUCUCUGUUGGCGAGCAGACGCCUUCAAUGGCAUCGGUGCUCGAUUCUUCCCUUGGUACCUCGAUGUCGUCUCUGGCUAUUCGACGACUGAAGAACGAACCCCCCAAGGCCAGCCUCCCCCCCGUUUCCGGCUCCUUGCCCAUCGCCAUGGCUAAGCCCAAACCCCUGCCAUCCAUGGCUUCAAUCUUUGGCAGGAAGAAUGAGAUGGUCUCGAAGAGCUGGAGUGAUAUCUGGGAUGAGGAGAUAGAAGAACAGGAAGCCGAGAAGCAGCUCAAGACACGCCAGAUGCAGAACUCGAGGACCUACAGUCAUGAGAGCAACAAAGAGGAUGAUGCGAACCGCGGAGGAUCCACCACUGAGAAGACGGCGCCCGUGGAUAUCGAUGGGGAUCUAGUUGCGGACGGUUUCUUCUUCCACGAGACACCACGCCAUGAGACACCACGCAAGCCGGUCCCGCAACACCACUUCCCUCGCUACUCGCCACCGUCGAAGCGGAGCACUUUCGACAAGUGGACCGCGCUGGGAGAACGUCGGCGAGCAUACACGGGUACGUCGGAAUCAGAGAAGUCUCCGGAAUCGUGGAAGGUUCGGCGCAAUAUUGGAUCUGGCUUCGCUGGGUUUGGAGCCGGGGGUUGGGAUAGUAAGGGGAACAACAGUAUGAUUAAGGACAGGGGCAAGGAGUGUCCAUGGAUUAGGGAGAAGGAUAGGGUCCGGGAUCACCACGAAUACAUUCAUAAGGGCAAGCCCCAGGUUGAUCUCGGUGACCUUGAGUGGGUUGGAGGUUGGAGUGACCACCUUCACUUGUAG